Molecule: messenger RNA, 2007 nt
Organism: Marchantia polymorpha subsp. ruderalis
Lineage: Eukaryota; Viridiplantae; Streptophyta; Marchantiopsida; Marchantiales; Marchantiaceae
Source: the annotation of a GenBank genome assembly
GAGCCUGCGCUGGAUCGGAGGAAGGAAGGAAGGAAGCAAGGCAAGCAAGGCUCGGGCUCGAGGCUCUGCAUGCGACCUGCAAUUCUCGACAUCGCCGGAGAAGCAGAAUGUUUUCGCUCUCGUGAUCGCUGCGUGCGAUUGAUUGAUUGAGUUUCUCUCCCUCCAUGGGCGAUGGUCUAGAUUUCUUCACCGCGCAACAAACAGCUAGCGUCGAUUCACCGCGAUGGGCAAUUCCCAAGAUCGUUCGAGAUGGACCCCCGAAUUCGAAGAAGCCUCCAAGAGGUUUCAUCAGAUAGGUCUGCAAGCUUUGAGAAAGUUGUAUGUUUCUUUGGCUGCGCAGUCCAGGAGUCACGGAAAAUUCAUCAGUGCUUCCGCAUUUCAGGCUUAUUUCGGAAUCCAUGGAGCUCUUGGGAAUCGUUUGUUUGACGUUGUAACUCAAAUGCGCAAGGACCAGUGCAUGUACUUUGAAGACUUGGUGAUUGCCAAGGCUAAAUAUGAAAAGGGUGGGCCCAGUGAAAUUGAGGAGUUCGAGUUUCAGCUUUUGGACUUGACUGGAGAUGGCAAAAUUCAGAGAACAGAGGUGGAGGCUGUCAUUAUAUCUGUACUGGCGACUGUGCUCGGCCCAAGUGAUGCAGUAGUGGAUGCAGGCCUCCCGGAGGAAGUCUUACGAGCCUUUUUGAAUGCAGCUGAUUUUUCCUUGCAGCCAGAAAGUGAAGGAGAAGAGCCAUGUAUGACUUCACAGGAUUUUCGAAAUUGGCUGGAAAUGAUUCCGUCUAUUAAGAAGUUUCUCAGCUCUUUGUUGAAAGCACCGCACGCAGAUGAAGUAAUAGUUGGUAGACAGGUACCUACGUUGCUCGUCCCUGAGGGUUCAGAACACAGUACUCUUCUAAGGAAAGAGUAUGCAUGGCACAUUGCGGGACCACUACAACAGCAGGAAUCGCAGGAGUGGGUUCUUCUGUAUCACAGCUCUGUCAAUGGACUCAGUUUCAACACUUUUUUGGGGAACAUUUCAGUUGCACGAGGUUCGUCUAUCAUAGUGAUCAAAGACAAACAAGGAAAUAUUUUUGGCGGUUAUGCCAGUCACCCUUGGGAGAAACACAGCGAAUUUUAUGGUGACAUGAAAAGUUUUCUCUUUACUCUGCAUCCGAAGUUAUCACUUUACCGAUGUUCCGGGAAAAACACUAACAUACAAUGGUGCGCUGCAAAUUACGUCUCAGAGAGCUUACCUAACGGUAUAGGUUUUGGAGGCCAAAUUCAUCAUUUCGGGUUGUUUCUCGCUGCAAGUUUUGACAAAGGGCACUCUCGUCCUUCAGUCACAUUUAAUAGCCCGGCACUCUCAUCAACAUCUGACUUUGAACCUGAUACUAUCGAAUGCUGGGCAGUACUAGUGGAUACGGACGGUGACAGCCAAAGCGGUGCCGAGAAAGUCAAGGGUACCAUCUUAGAAAGAUUCAAAGAAGAGCGUCAAAUGUUGAACAUGGUCGGCAUAGCAAACGCAAGCAAUUAGGUACAUUACUGCAACCUGCAUCUCGACAUUCUCGUGGUUCUGGAGAAGUUUAGACCUGUUUUCAGUCCUAUAUGGUCAUACAAGAAUCAGUGGCAAGGAGCUCUGCUCAAAGUUCCAUAAGGGGUAGUCACUGCCGCAUCAGCCUUCUAUUACGACGUGCGACGGCUAGAAUCUGAUCGCAAAUUACCUGAGCUCAUUUCAUGUACCUUCAUAGUUAAUUUAGAUAAAUCAGUUGUAUAUGGAAAAAGGAUGGCUUCAAAUUUGGAGCUUUUCCUUCUCUCAUGUGUACCGUAAUAUGAUAUAUGAAUCCAUACGAUGGUAAUUAUUUCCGUGUUCCCAUUGCACCGCGUCUUUUAAAGACACGUAGACAAUAAUUUUCUGUCAAACUUGGAGCCAGAACAACUGCAGUCGGCAAGAUUACUCUUUAGUAUCUGAACGACAUCCUCAAUGCAGUAAAUCGGAAAGGCUGAGGACGGGCCUUAAAUUAGAUCUGUACCUUC